This is a messenger RNA of Rhinichthys klamathensis goyatoka, 3541 nucleotides long. RefSeq names its product centrosomal protein 97 (gene cep97). The transcript is spliced from 11 exons. The coding region runs from base 15 to 2885 and encodes 956 amino acids. The record is from RefSeq and is a predicted model, not a curated record. NCBI's taxonomy places the organism in Eukaryota, Metazoa, Chordata, Actinopteri, Cypriniformes, Leuciscidae. Gene Ontology annotation, molecular function: protein binding.
CUCAAGCGGGAAGUAUGGCGGCGAGUGACGAGCAGAUCCGCGAUCCCGGGGAGCAAAUGGAUAAUUACCAAGGUCCGGGUUUAUUAGACCUUUCUAAGCAGAAUCUCCACAAACUGGAUCCGAAGUUGUUCAGUGGAGAGUCUCACACUCUUAUUCUGGACCAGAACCACAUCAUCAAGCUGGAGCACCUGGAGCGCACUGAGGCCCUUCAGCAGCUGUCUGUGGCCUCCAACCGGCUGGUGCGCAUGAUGGGCGUCUCGAAGCUCAAUAACUUACGCGUUCUCAACCUCCCAAACAACAGCAUCGGAUACAUCGAGGGCCUGAAGGACCUGCCGCUCCUCCAGUGGCUCAAUCUGGCCGGAAACAACAUUAAGGUCAUCGAGCAGCUGCACAGCUGUGUUUCUCUUCAGCAUCUGGAUCUGUCAGACAAUAACAUCUCUCACAUAGGAGACCUCACCAAGCUCUCAGCGCUGAAGACUCUUCUUCUGCAUGGAAACAUCAUCACGACUCUACGCUGCGUUCCUGCUCACCUUCCCUCGAGCCUCACGGUGCUGUCGCUGGCAGAGAACGAGAUCCGAGACCUCGCUGAGGUGUCGUAUUUAGCGCCGCUACACACCCUGGAGCAGCUCUCCAUCGCCAGUAACCCGUGUGUGAUGCCCACGCCAGCUCUGCCCGCCUGUGACUACCGCCCGUACGUGGUCAGCUGGUGUCUGCAGCUCCGGGUGCUGGACGGGUUCAGCGUCUCACAGAAAGAAGGGCUGAAAGGAGAAUGGCUGUACAGUCAGGGCAAAGGUCGAGUGUUUCGGCCCGGUCAGCACGGGCUGCUGGUCCAGUACCUGUCCAACACCUGUCCCGUAACAGCCACAUCUGCAUUACAGUCCGCGGAGGACGCCAAACUCGAGAAAAUCCUCAACAAGCAAAGACAGCAUCAGAAACAGCUGCAGAAAACACAUCUCUGCGGUUCCCAGAACCCCUCUCGGCCCACACAUCUACCCGUGCAUCAGUGUCGGGACCACAGGAGCCGAGAUGAGGAUGAUGAUGAGGAUGAUGAUGAGGAUGAUGAUGAUGAUGUCAUUCCUCAGACAGAUGUGGUUCCAGGUGUUCAGAUGAACUCGUGGAUGUGCGCCGAGUCUUCUACACCUGUCGUCUCUGCGGCCCGGCUUCCACUCGCUGAUGAGGACCGGAUGAUUGUGGAGGACGUGAUGGAUGAAGAGAUGCAUCAUGGGAGUCUGCUGUCCUCUGAAUCUGCCUUCUUACCCUUUAACCCUGUGGUCCAUCAUCCAGAGUCAGCUCCUGAUAGUGGGGAGGAGGAGUUUGAGGAUUCCCUGGCUCCUCCCACAUCUGCUCAGCUCCACCCACCGGGUGAGGAGUCAGGGGGCGGAGCUAUCCUCGCCUCUCACACACAUGGAUCGGGUGGUUUGGAGCACCUCAGUCACACAGACGCACAGUUUAACGGGGAUGCCGUGUUCCAGAACGGGCCUGUGGAGGAUUGUGGGAAGACUGUGGAGGACUGUGGGAGGACUGGGACUGGGACUGGGAUGCAGUGUAAAGCACAUGACGCCGCUGUGAGGAUCCAGGCCUGGUGGAGGGGUCACCACACACGCCACUGUCACACACAGGCCAGAGAAGUGCGAGCCGAGAUACGCCUGCGCAGAAUGCAGGACCACAUCGUCCACCUGACCGCAGAACUGGACAGGGUGCGCAAGCAACAAGAAGAAGACCGACUGCAGAGACGUGUGCAAGAAGAAGCGGUGAAGUUCCUGUGGAAGCAGCUUCAGGUUGUGCUGGAGUGGCAGUCGUCUUUGAACGAGAGCUCUGCAUUCAAUCCCAGCAUUCCUGCUGUCGGUCCCGUCAGCACUGAGAUCUCCAUCCCGGAGUCCGGUUUCCAUUCCCUCAGAGAGAGACAGGGAGCGCCAGACACCAGCCGGAUCAGGGCCGGAUCCCUUGCGCCUGUUCUCAGCCGGAUCUCAGCCGGACCCCCAGCGCCAGACACCAGCCGGAUCUCACCCGGAUCCCCAGCGCCAGACACCAGCCGAAUCCAUGCUGGAUCCCCAGCACCGGACACCAGCCGGAACUCAGCCGGACCCCCAGCGCCAGACACCAGCCGGAUCUCACCCGGAUCCCCAGCGCCAGACACCAGCCGAAUCCAUGCUGGAUCCCCAGCACCGGACACCAGCCGGAACUCAGUCGGAUCCCCAGCACCGGACACCAGCCGGAACUCAGCCGGAUCCCCAGCGCCAGACACCAGCCGGAACUCAGCCGGAUCCCCAGCGCCAGACACCAGCCGGAACUCAGCCGGAUCCCCAGCACCGGACACCAGCCGGAACUCAGCCGGAUCCCCAGCACCGGACACCAGCCGGAACUCAGCCGGAUCCCCAGCACCGGACACCAGCCGGAACUCAGCCGGAUCCCCAGCACCGGACACCAGCCGGAACUCAGCCGGAUCCCCAGCACCGGACACCAGCCGGAACUCAGCCGGAUCCCCAGCGCCAGACACCAGCCGGAACUCAGCCGGAUCCCCAGCACCGGACACCAGCCGGAACUCAGCCGGAUCCCCAGCACCGGACACCAGCUGGAACUCAGCCGGAUCCCCAGCACCGGACACCAGCCGGAACUCAGCCGGAUCCCCAGCACCGGACACCAGCCGGAACUCAGCCGGAUCCCCAGCACCGGACACCAGCCGGAACUCAGCCGGAUCCCCAGCACCGGACACCAGCCGGAACUCAGCCGGAUCCCCGUAUCUCUCGCUCAGGUCGGGGACUCUGGCCGCUGGAGACAGUCUGUUACAGCAGUAUCUCUCAUCCGUACAGCGACUGCAGGAGGAGGAGGAGGGAGACACAACAUCUGAUCUCUCCCCUCAGGGAAAACAGGAGCGCUUGUCCUGACCAGAGCUGGACGUUUGGGCAUCACAGGACACCAGACUGAUGAGACCCCAUGCCUUCGUGGAUGAAGCUUUAGCUUUUCUUGACGAUCAUCACUUGACUUCAAUAGACAUGUCUUUUAUUUCCAUAUUACAUUAUUGUCAUCCGUCAAACACUCCGAUUGAACGAGGUUGUGUGUUUAACUCAACAAUGACUUUAUUAUGACUGGCCACUGCUGCCUUUCUUCUCUCUAACAGUGAGAACAUGCAUUUACACAGUUGGAAUAUCAGUAUAAAGCUUUCUGUCAGAAGUCAUUGACAUACUUCACAUAUUCACUUACCCAGAGUGCCGAGCUCUUUCAGUCCACUUACCAGUCGACUGGUUUCCUUAUUAAACGUAAAGUCUGGACGACACAACCAGAAAUAGCCUUGAACUGUAGAGGAGCAUGUGGCUGUGUGGAAUAAAUGUGAAUUUAUUUGAUAGUUUGAACCUGUUGAGAGUUUAAUAGCCUUUAUCAUAAAUAUUAGUAUGUGUGCUUCUGGAUAUUUACCGUAUGUGCUGCAACAGCUGUUCUGUGUGGCAUAUGCAACAAGUGUUAAUUUAUUUCACAUUUUUAUUCUUUUUUUCUAUGUCAUAUAUUAAACAAAACCUUUUUGAAAAUAAAGUUUUACUUUCCUUCA